Molecule: messenger RNA, 5712 nt
Organism: Drosophila hydei
Lineage: Eukaryota; Metazoa; Arthropoda; Insecta; Diptera; Drosophilidae
Gene: Nup188
Product: nucleoporin NUP188 homolog
Exons: 8
Coding region: 56-5662 (1868 amino acids)
Biological process (GO): RNA export from nucleus; protein import into nucleus
Cellular component (GO): nuclear pore inner ring
Molecular function (GO): structural constituent of nuclear pore
Source: RefSeq, a predicted model, not a curated record
CAUUUGCCUAUUAAUAUAACUAAUCACGAAUAUAUAAAAUAUAAACUGAGCUAAAAUGCCCGCCGUCGAAAAGUAUGUGAUAUACGACUGGAAGCGCCUUUGGCAAAUGGUAUCUGGCAUACACUAUGAAACACCCAAAGGCACAGUGCGCGAUGAGCUGAUGAAUGUUUGCUCUGAACUGCAAGCAGGCGUCCUACAGUUCAAGCCAAAGAGCGCCUCCAAUGUGCAGCUAUCCACGCUGCUCAAUGAAAAGAAACAAGAGAAACUGUUGCCCUUCACAGAACGUCUGCAGGAGCUGCUGAAUCUGGAGUCCGCUCAAUGCUGGGAGAUAUUAUGUUACUAUCUGACUAAAGAGUAUCGUGGCUCUGCCAGUCUGCUCACACAGCUCAUAUCCACAGAGACGAAUAUGACUAAGCUUUUAGAGGACAUACGGCACUAUUAUUCUUUGGAGCGCAUGAUUGUGCUGAAGAUUGUAAAGAAUCUGCUCGUAUUUUACCUAGUGCCCAAUCAUCCGUAUUAUGUGGAGUACAGAGAAGUUGUGGAUAAGAUUACACUGGAGCGUCUACUCGACUCCUACCUCAAUCAACUGGAUAGUUUGAUUAAUGAGCUGCCUCCACGCAAACUGCUGUCAGGCGAGGGGUUCCAUUGCACGGAUCGACUGAUUAACUGGUCGGAGCGCAAUGCACGCGAGACCAAUGAAGUGUUGCACAUUCUGCUGCUGAUCAGCGAACAUAAAAAUCUUAAUUUGACUCAAAUCAAGCGACUGUUUUCCACCAUUAAACAGCAUUCGUUCGGUCGCAUACAAAACUAUCUCAGCGAGACCAAUCUCUAUCAUAAGGAACUGAUCAAAAAUCUAACCUAUUCAGAGCUGAUGUUGUUGCUCAAGUGUCUGGACAGUGAUAACGGAGAGCUAAUCGAACAGAUUAUUGAUGAACUUCAUGUGGAUAUAUCCAGCAUGCAUCAUAGGCCAGAGCAUGGGCCCUUGCUACUCGUCUGGAUGCUGUUGCGUUUGCGUGGCACCAAUGAUGCCGACGAUGCAUCCAGUUUACUACGUUGUCGCCAGCUGGGCAAGCGAGCUGUAGAGCUCAAAUGCUUCGAACUGCUGCACAGCAUUGCAACUCAUGCCAUGUUUGCCGAUGACAGCCUGCUCUCUCGCAUAGUUAGAAAAACCAUCUACAAUCAACUGUGCUAUAUGUGCGACCUGUUCGAUGGCGAUGGCAGCUGUGCCCGGUACGAUGGCAUCUUUCCACUGUUGUGUGAGCUGCUCUCCUGGCCGCAACUGGCCAAGGACUUCUGCAAUCGUAAAGAUGAUGGUGUGCGAUCCUUGUUUAAUACUCUACUCGAGAACUUUCCUGUGCAGUUCAUUGAUUUAGCUAACAUAGCUCAGGCUUUAACCAAGGGCGGCCAAGGCAACUAUAUCAAAGCUCAGCUGGAGUCGCUUCCCAUGCUGGCACUGCUAUAUGACGAGCAGACACACAAGCUCAAGGAGUUGGAAACGAAUGAGUAUGAGCUAACCAGCUCGCUGCAACCAUUUCCACGCAUCGAUUUUACACUGCCUGUUGGCACCAGCUGCACCGCUGUUCAGCAUGCCAAUGGAUUCUAUAUGCACUUUCGCUGCCAGGUGAACUUCUUCAAUGCGCUGCAUCAUGAGAUUAAUUGCCUGCUGCGUGACAAGGCGCAGCUGCACGGCGACUUCGAAUCAAAUGAGCGCGUUUUACGUGUCGAAGCGGGUCUCAAGUAUUUGGAGCUAGCAGUGCAGCGCACCAAAUCAAUAGCAGGCAUCAGUUCUGAAAUGGUGCAUCCCACAGAGAUGUGCAUCGAUUUGCUGAGCAAAUUUAAGAGCGUACAAUGCCCGCCUGCCCGCCUCUUAUCCAUUUGCUUAAACGUUUGCACUGCGCUGCUGCCCCUCGUGGAUGAGGAGAUCUUUAUGCGUGUCAGCCAUUUGGAUAUACUACCCACAACUAGCAGUCAAUCGCUGCAGGACUACAAGCUCUGUGCGAGCGCUGUUUACUUCGAGUCGCGUUUCCUUGGAUCUGUGAUCGAUAAUGUGGAAAAGAAGCAGGAGCGUUACGAUUUCCUCUUGGCCUAUCUGCACUUUCUGCGCACCUAUACAAAGCUGAAGCGUCAGCGUUACCUUCAAGUUGAGAUACCAGGCUUGGUCUUUCUGCUGCGUGACGUCUUUCCGCACUUGCACACCUGGCACUUCAAAUCCCAGCUGGACAAGAACAAGAUAUACUUUGAAGUGCUCAGCUUCAUAUGCGAUCUGUUCGAUAUUGUGGGCAGCGGCAGCGAGGUAAAGUGCGAACAGCGACAGCUGCUACUCAAUGUGUGCGUCUACUCUCUGUUAAAUCUGGAUAAUGGUCUAAUACUCUUGAGAUUUGUAGGCGUUGGCAAUGCCUUUGUUCAAUACACCAUGGAACUGGAGACGAACUGGAUGCAGCAGCAGCCACAUGGACUCAUGAUGCUUGUUCGUCUAUCGAUGCGCAUAUUGAUGCAGGUACUGUGCUUGAAGAGCCAUGUAUAUGGUACGAACACGCUGUCACCGCUGGAGGCGCUCAUCUAUACACAGCCCAAGCAGCGGGAUACGUUGCGGAUUAUACCCACAGUUUGUAGCUACAUGAGCAACAUAUUUGAUCGCUGGCUGCCCAUUGUAUCCUGUCGCCUGUUGAAGCGCAUUGCGCUGGAGUUUAAUAUGUCGCUGUUGGCUUGCCUGGACAUGGAGGCAGAUCAAAUCCGACUGACUUUCAUGCAAAAACUGCCCGAUCAACUGGAAAGUGAUUCGAUUAAGAUAGCCAUACUGGAGCUAGUGGAUGCGUGCAUAGCCAAGCAGCCCGGUGUCACAGAAGCCUUCUUCAAAGUCAACUAUGCGCAUGAUAAACGCUCCUUUUUUGGCAAGGAGUGCACGCCCUGCAUUGGGGACAGCAUUGUCACCUACAUGAAAGAAUUCCUGGAUGCACUCGAUGAGGUGCCCCUGACCAUACAGCAGACGCUGCCCUGUAAGAUCAUGAAUAUAUUUCAUUCGCUGUGGAAGCACAAUCUGCAGAUGCUUGUGGAUGAGCUGCUCACACAGCCGCAUUUCUGGAGAAAGCUCUGCAGUCCUCUCUUGGCCAAGCCCAGCAGCCAGCCUCAAGUGAGGGUAUACACGCAGCUGAUAAACAUAGUCUCCAUCGAGAUCUACAGCACGGGCAACAGCCAAAAGGCCGAACUACGCGAGGUAAUGCAGAAAUUCUUCGAACGAGAUUGCUUUCAGCAAUGGCUCGACUAUGUCUUCGAUAUGCCCAAGGUGCCGGCUACCCAGAGCUGCAAUGAGGAGCUGCCCGACUGGAUUUGCUGUUUGCAAUCAUUUAAAGACCUCAUUGUCAUAUUGCUGAAAAAGCAGCCCAACUUUAUAACGAUACCCGAUGCCCAGUUCAAGCUGCUGGCUAAGAAGUGUCUUACAGUUCUCGUAGAGCGGGCCAACUACUUGGAGGAUAUGCGUCCCUUCAUUAUGCUAUCCGAGCUGUACAUAUUUAUACUAUUGCAGUUCAAGCAGGCAUACACGAGCAACAGCGAGGAGGAGCAGCAGCUCAUGGAGCAACUGCAGCAACUUAUGUCACGCAUAUGCGCCUGCUACGCGGAUUUGCAUGUGCGCGCUAAGGAAGCCUGUCUGGCCAUCAUAACCAAGUGUGCGCAUCUCUACGCGAAUCUUCUUAUAAAGGAUUCAGCGAUCUCUCUGCGAUUUCUCAACUCUGUGGUCAGCAUCAUCGGCUCGGAGCUGCAGGAUAUGGAGAAAUCCGUAAAUCUGGAUCCACAGGCUCCACUGCAACUGCCACUAGAGGAAGCCAAUGGUGGCCUCUUAUCCGCGAAUUCCCUCAUCUUAUGCCUUAAUCUACUAAAGGCAGUUGCAACAAUCUUUAAUAGCGAUGGCCCCGGUAACUGGGACCUACCGUUUGUGUCGGUGCGCCUCUUCCAGCGACUGCUACACUGCGUCUCUUACACGCUGCCCAUCCAUAACAAACGGACGCUUAGCAUCCAGCUGCUGGACGUACUGAUUGUGUUUGCUAAGAGUAACUGCUCCAGCGAAUUUCUGCACUGUGAUGUGGGCGAGCAUCUGUGGCUCAAGCUGCUGCCGCCUCGCGAAUUGCUGCAUUUCAAAUACGAGUUCAACAAACCAGCAACGAACGAUGUCUGGACUAUGGAACAGUGGUGGCCCAUCUACUCGCGUGGCAUUGAGCUGGUCAACAUCAUCUACGACAAGCACAAGAAAUGCUUCCUUCACGAUGUCAUUCAAUUUGUGGGCAUACAUGAGGUCUAUCUGGUGGAUUCGCUGCUGCUGGGCAAACAGUCUCUGGAGCCCGCAGCCAUGCAGCUAAUCAAGGCGGCCAUCUCACUAGUGGCCAGCUUAACGGAAGAUCACAAGGAAUGGGCACAGGAGCACUGCUCGGCCAUGCUCAACAUUAUGAGCGCUGUCCAGGGCUUGAUGUGCCACGCCACCUCAAUGUUUCAUCAGCAGCGCAAUUUGAAAUGCUUGCUCGCGGGCAGACGAUCGCAGCUGGAGAUAUUGCGCAGCAUGGAAUCGAUUACCAUUGACGAUGAGAUCAUCAAUGCCUGCAAUGACCUGACUGACAUUAUUAUAUUCUGUGUGAAGGCAAUGCAAAAGUUUAGUCCUGAUUUGUUGGACACCCUUUGCUGCAGCUACUAUGAGCCACACAAAUGGCAGCCUUUGCUGGAUGUUAAAUUUGGAGCGCCCAAGCUGAAUGAGAGCAACAUAACUCUCACUUUUGGCAUGGUCCUCAACAUGGUGACCAUAUAUGUAAAGGCCCUGACUAUGCAAAAUCACGCCUUCCACGAGGUGCCGCUCAACGUCCUGCCCACCGUGGAGCUUGGCGAGGUGACAGACCACAUGGGCUCUGGCGAGAAGUCUGACGGUCAGCGCAGCUUUACACACUCUGUGUCCACUGCCAGCUGCCCUUCGAGCGAAUUGCUCUGUAAUUUGGAUGGCCAACUCUGUCUAGUGGCACUCGAGCAUCUGCUCAUGUUGGUGGCCUCGCAGAGCAUCUAUGUGAUACGCUCUCCGGAGCUAGAGCCGCGCUGGAAACAAAUUGUGCGACGUGACAUUAGCAGCGAGUUGCUUAGCUUCCAUGAGUUUGUGCGUCGCAAGGUGAUUGUAGACUAUCGGGAUUCUCGCUGUCAGUGGGUAAGACGCAAACAUGGAUUGUUAAAGUUCAAGCCAACGAACAUGGCGAUGAGCACAGGAAAUGCUUCUGGUAGUCAUCGCAACAACGAGGUGGCACGUCGCACGAGCAGUGCCGCCAACGACCUUCGCGUAAAUGUGGUACGGCGCCUGCAUCUGCAGCAGCAUCCCCAGCAACAUCAGCAGCAGUCUAGCAACUUGGAGAUGACUCGCAUGUUGAGCCCCAUUGGAACGCGUAAUUUAAGCAGUGGUCAUCAGAUGGCAGCAUCUACACCCCAAGACUCAACAGAUGUAAGCGAAACACCAAGAGCAGUCCAUCGAGACAGCAGGAAACGUUUUUAUGCGGGAGAUUCAAAGGCCAUUGAAGUGCAGUACUUGCAGCCACCUGCAGAGCCCAUCUAUUGUGAAUUGUCGCAGGUGCAGCUGGUGGAAGAGGAUUAUCUCCAGUUAAUGUCUGCGCUAUUUGGCGUUAUUCCACAAACUGAAUAAGAUUUUAGUUUAGAGAGAUGUAUUCUUAUGUUAGCAGUUAUUAGAAAUUU